Spodoptera littoralis (African cotton leafworm) is the source of this 749-nucleotide messenger RNA. Lineage: Eukaryota; Metazoa; Arthropoda; Insecta; Lepidoptera; Noctuidae. The record is from the annotation of a GenBank genome assembly.
AAAUUCGUUUAUUUACACGAAUAUUGACUACUCUCCAACUUAUUUGUCUGUAAAUCACAUUAUUUAUGUUUUACAUUUGCGAUUAUAUUAUUUUUGUGCAUUACAUUACAUUGAGUGCCAAUUAUAGAUUAUAAGUGGUCCACUGAGUGCGUCCAAAAUGUAUUAUUUUUUUAUAUUACUUGUUCUGUCCUUAGUGAGUAUUUCGUCAUGUGAUCCAGAUAAAACCGGUUCUUGCCCCCCAAGCCUGCCAGUGGACAUUUGUGACGAAACAUGUUUAAGUGAAAUUCCGUGCUCCAAACCGAAACAGUUGUGCUGUCCCACAGCUUGCGGGGGAGCCAUAUGUGUCGAUGCUAUGACGCACAGGAAUAAGGUAGAUGAAGUGAAACCAGGUCUUUGUCCAGAGAAACCUCGUGGUCCUUGGAUCUGCACAAAUAUGUGCACCAGUGACUCAGACUGCAGACGUGUCCUCAAGUGCUGUCCCAACCGAUGUGGAGCAUUCGCCUGUCAGAAACCUGAUGCACCACCAUCAGAUGGAGGAAGUAUUUGAGAAAAAUUGUGAGAGGAUAAGGAUAAGGACUAGUGGGAGUUUUAACUGUGGUUUAUCAAAACGGUAAUUACUAAUUUAAAAGCUUUUAUAUAACUAAAAUUUUCGUAAUUUUUAUGGGAUAUAGAGCAGAUGGAUUACCUGACUAAAAAAAGUUUUAUUAUGAUACAUUCAUAGGUGAUUUUUCUCAAUAAAUCUAAUGAUA